Messenger RNA from Penicillium macrosclerotiorum, 1248 nucleotides. RefSeq names its product GIY-YIG nuclease family protein. NCBI's taxonomy places the organism in Eukaryota, Fungi, Ascomycota, Eurotiomycetes, Eurotiales, Aspergillaceae. The transcript has a single exon. The record is from RefSeq and is a predicted model, not a curated record. The coding region runs from base 1 to 1248 and encodes 415 amino acids.
AUGGUAUCCCCUAUCAAGGCUUUUUCCUCUCUGGCGAAGUUGGUGGAUUGGGGCCACGGUGCUCCCAUCUCUAUUGAAUGUGCAUACCUGAAAAAGGAUCAAACCCGAUGUCAGCGCAAGAUGGCCGAGAAUAAUCUUAUUCUUGCUAAAGAACACUUUAGGAGCCACCUAGAAAUGCUCACCGGCGCUUCUCGCGGAUACACACGGGCAUCUCCGCAGCUCCAAAUCUUGCAGAAUAUCGCGAAGGUCUACAUUUGUGGUCUUCACGAUAAGCUUGAGUCUCAGGCGAUAGACCAAUGGCUAAAAGAACUCGGUACACGGCAGAAUUCUGAAAGUUUCAAGUUGGAAGAUGAGACAUUUGAAACCAGUCAUACACUCUCCGAAGAAAGCGCAGAACACACAGAGGAGAUUGAAGAGCUGGAGCAUGGAGAUGAGGGGGCAAGAUGGAAGCCCGAUGAAGAAGAAGAUCCCUUUGAAGGGGAAGGAGUUUCAAUCCUUUCGAAUCAAUCAACAUUGUCAAUAAGGACUGUACACCCUGGGCCCAUGAUGGAAGAAGAUGAAGUGGCUAGGAGAGUCACCUGGAUUUUGAAGCAGCCAAUCGAUGGCCCAUUGAUGAAAGAAUCUGGGUAUAUUUAUGUGAUAUCGCUCCCAGAGCUUCCUGGAAUAUUCAAAAUUGGAAUUACCUUGCAACAUCCCACACUAGGCCGGUUCGACACACACAAAAACUGUUAUGGCGAUUACAACAAAAUCGCAACAGAGUUUACCCAGUAUGCUCAUCGUGUGGAGAGACUACUACUAGCAGAAUUCUCCAACAAUCACUAUCAGCUUGAUGUUUGUUGUAAGAAAUGCAAGCACUCUCACAAAGAGCUGCUUGACAUUGACAAGAAAACCCUACAGAGAAGCUUGAAGAAAUGGAUUCGUUUCAUCGAAUCCCCAGCAUAUGACCGGUCGGGCUUACUUCUGACUGAAGCUCAGGCGAGGAUUCCUCGUCCUGCCUCAAAAAAAUUCCUCGGCUCCCCUAGAAACCCAAAUUCGACAAAGAGAGGAAAAAGCCAGGGAUUCCAAAUCACGCCUCCGCGUCCUUUGGACUUUGAGGCUCCUACAUCGAUAAAAAAUGAUGCGGAUGUUGACGAGGCCGAGGAUGAAUUAUGCUCGGCUAUCGAGGAUCUUCAAAUCACACCAUCCAAAUCGGCCAACACCCGAAAGAGUAGGCUGGAUUAUACUGCGCGUUUGAAUCUUGUCUACUGA